GGCGGAGGCAGCGGAGGCAUGAAACGAAUCGAAGGCUCUAGUGAGCAAGAGCGGGAAGCAAAGUUCUUUCCUCCUACAAAAAAGAGCUGCUAUAAAUAUUUUGGUGUGUAUGGGGACUUUCUUCUUAUCAGUGACCUCCUUGAUAUAUAACCUGCAAUGGAAUCUCUGAAUCAAAAGAAGCAGAGGCUUCUUAAAGAACUUGGAAACAGAUGGCUUCCUUAUCUAACCCCCAAAGAUGCUGAAUUCUACCAGCUGUGGCAGGAGAACUAUUCCAAACUGGUUCUCCGAGAAGCCAAUAGAAUCCCUGAGUUGCUGCAUAACGAAGUUCAGCAAGCCUUUCUCACCUUGAGGAAGCAUGGAUGUUUAUUCCAGGAUCUGGUCCGAAUCAAAGGGAAAAAUCUACUCACACCAGUAUCUCGUCUUCUCAUUGGAAACCCAGGGUACACCUAUAAGUAUUUAAACAGCAGGCUCUUCACUGUUCCAUGGCCUGUGGAAGGUUCCAACAUAAAAUAUACUGAAGAUGAAAUAUUUGCAGCUUGUAGAGCCUUCUUUAAGCUCAAUGAUUACCUGCAGAAAGAUACAAUGCAGGCUUUGGACAAGUUACACUCGAUCAAAUCCGAGCAAGAUGAAGACAGUACAAUCUUUGGAAUGGUACCAGAGGUCUCCAAGAGUGGUUUGGAUGUGGGCGUUGAUAUGGAACUCAAGAAGAGGACAACCUACAAUUUGACUCUGUUGAAUUACAUGGAUCCCCAAAAAAUGUCAUACUUGAAAGAAGAGCCUUAUUUUGGCAUGGGGAAAAUGGCUGUGAGCUGGCACCAUGAUGAGAAUCUAGUAGACAGGUCAACAGUCGCAGUAUACAGCUACAGCUGUGAAGGCCCUGAAGUGAUCGAUGAUGAUGAGCUGAGUCCAGAAGGGAGAAACCCUGCUGUUUGGCAUGUGGGUCUGAAGAUAGCCUGGGACAUAGAGACACCUGGUUUGGCAGUACCGCUCAAUCAAGGAGACUGCUAUCUUAUGCUAGAUGAUCUUAAUACAACCCAUCAACACUGUGUCCUGGCUGGUUUGCAACCUCGAUUCAGUUCUACCCACAGAGUGGCAGAGUGCUCAGUAGGAACUCUGGAUUACAUUUUUAAACGAUGCCAGUUGGCACUACAGAAUGUGCAGGGUGACGUGGAGCCCAGAACUGUGCUUUUGAGAUCCCUGGAGGUAUCGGUUGUCAGGCAAGGGGAGGAAAUUCAUAAUGAGGUAGAGUUUGAAUGGCUAAGGCAGUUUUGGUUUCAUGGCCAUCGCUACAAAAAGUGCACAGAUUGGUGGCAUCUACCCAUGUCUGAACUGGAAGGACUGUGGAAAAAGAUGGAAUGUGUGACAAAUGCAGUGCUUUGUGAAAUCAGAAAAGAGGGAUGGCCCAUGGAACAAAAGAACGAAAUCAUAACAGAUUUGCUUGCCUUGCUCACCACGCGACAGGAGCUGCGAAUGGAAUGGUGUAUGAGGUGCCAAUCCCGAAUCGCCCAAAGUUUACCAGAGGACCAGAGACCAAUAUGCUGGCCGUAUUGGGAAGAUGAUGAUCAUGAGAUGCCAUUACCAUUUGAUCUCAGCAGCAUUAUUUUGGAACUCGAAGGUCAGCGCCUGGAAACAAAACCCUAGGGAAGAACACUGCCGUUUGGGUUGAAACCAUGUUUUUAACAAAGGAAAACCUUCAGCUAUAGAAUCCAGACUCGGCCAUAGGCUCAGGCAAGGACGCCAGUGAGAAUUUCAGAGACCCCAACUGUCCACCUAGUCACUGGAUUAUGAGAACCAUCUACCUUGUAACAGCAAAGGAAUGGGGCCCCCAAAUAUAAGAGCUCUGAACUGA
Molecule: messenger RNA, 1849 nt
Organism: Dromiciops gliroides (monito del monte)
Lineage: Eukaryota; Metazoa; Chordata; Mammalia; Microbiotheria; Microbiotheriidae
Gene: FTO
Product: FTO alpha-ketoglutarate dependent dioxygenase
Exons: 10
Coding region: 157-1641 (494 amino acids)
Biological process (GO): DNA alkylation repair; regulation of multicellular organism growth; RNA repair
Molecular function (GO): ferrous iron binding; mRNA N6-methyladenosine dioxygenase activity; broad specificity oxidative DNA demethylase activity
Source: RefSeq, a predicted model, not a curated record